CAUUAAUGACUAAUUAUGUACAACAAUACAAACGUGUGGAAAAACGUAAUUGGAGCCGGAAUAUUUCCUCUGGGAAUGUCGCCGGCCACUGGUAUAGAUGUUCCGCUUCUUCCGGAGCACAAGCUGACAGAGAAGCGUGGAGCAUCGGUGUCCGGAGCAGUGUUCAAUGUGUCAACUACCGUAAUAGGUGCAGGGAUUAUGUCCAUACCUGCCACUCUUAAGGUGCUUGGUGUAAUUCCUGCUUUUGUAUUGAUUGUUGUUAUUGCAUGGCUGGCUGACAUUUCUGCGGAGUUCUUGAUGAAUUAUACACAUUCCGGCGACUCAACCACAUAUGCCGGCGUCAUGAGGGAGGCCUUUGGGCCGGUCGGAUCUUUGGCUGUGCAAAUUUGUGUCAUGAUCACUAAUCUUGGGUGCUUGAUAAUUUAUUUGAUCAUUAUUGGGGAUGUCCUCUCAGGAAAUGUUCAUGAAGGGUCAGUUCACUUGGGGGUGUUGCAAGAAUGGUUUGGCAUUCACUGGUGGAAUUCACGCGCUUUCGCACUCUUGGCCAUUGUAAUUUUUGUCAUGCUUCCUCUAGUCUCCUUCAGGCGUUUAGAAUCACUGAGGUUCAGCUCAGCUAUAGCAGUUCUCCUGGCAGUAGUGUUUGUUGGGAUUAGCUCAGUUUUGGCAAUCUCUGCAUUCAUUGAAGGGAAAACAAACAGUCCCAGAUUGCUGCCUCAACUUGACAAUCAAGUUUCCUUCUUCGACCUUUUUACUGCUGUGCCAGUGAUUGUGACAGCCUUCACCUUUCAUUUCAAUGUUCAUCCUAUUGGUUUUGAGCUUGGCAAACCUUCUGAUAUGAUAUCAGCAGUAAGGAUUUCACUAGUAAUCUGUGCUGCCAUCUACUUCUCCAUAGGCAUUUUCGGGUACCUUUUGUUCGGGGAAUCAAUCAUGGCAGAUAUACUAGUCAAUUUCGACAGAAGUUCUGAUACGGCAACUGGUGCAUUACUGAAUGACAUUGUUAGAUUAAGCUAUGCCUUACACCUUAUGCUGGUGUUUCCUCUCUUGAACUUCUCUUUAAGAGCAAACAUUGAUGAAUUUCUUUUCCCAAACAAGCCUCUACUGGCAAAAAGCACUACCAGAUUUGUGUCACUCACUCUGAUCUUACUAAUCUUCACUUACCUCUUAGCAAUUGCCAUUCCAAAUAUAUGGUACUUCUUUCAGUUUGUGGGAUCAACCUCUGCAGUGUGUCUUGCCUUUAUUUUUCCAGGUGCUAUUGUGCUAAGGGAUACCCACAGGAUAUCUACAACAAAGGAUAGGAUCAUAGCUCAAAUAAUGAUAAUUCUGGCUGUGGUAACGAGUACAGUUGCCAUAUCAACAAAUAUAUAUAGCAUGAUGAGAAACAAGUCUUAGUUUAUCUUCUCCAAUUUUUCCUUGUCCAAAUUUUCCGCAGUUGAGGUGCCUGUACUUGUGUGUAUCCGUGGAACUUAGCAGCGAAAAAUCAAGCAGAUGCUUUUGCAAAUUGAGUGUGUAAAAUUGCAAGUUGAGCAGUUAAUGAGUCUUGCUAUCUACUGCAACAAAGUUCUGGAUAUGAUUAUGCACAAUAUCCUACAAUGAGGCUACAAGGAUGAACCCUCUUAUGAUAUUGGAUGAGACUCGGCUACCAAUUCUAUCAGUACAUCACAACAUUUGCAGAAGUCAUCUUUGUACUUGUCUAUUUCAUUUCAUUGCUUGAACUCCUUGUUUGGUAUAAAAAACUUCACAAGAAUUCAAUUUUAUUUCGAUUCUUUUUUUAAAUGAAAUCAUUUAUGAUUUUGUAA
Manihot esculenta (cassava) is the source of this 1796-nucleotide messenger RNA. Its product is annotated as amino acid transporter AVT6C. Gene Ontology annotation, biological process: amino acid transmembrane transport. The record is from RefSeq and is a predicted model, not a curated record. Gene Ontology annotation, molecular function: amino acid transmembrane transporter activity. Bases 16 to 1389 code for a protein of 457 amino acids. Lineage: Eukaryota; Viridiplantae; Streptophyta; Magnoliopsida; Malpighiales; Euphorbiaceae. The transcript has 5 exons.